GACAUAACGUCGCAAAGCAGCGCGCCGGCGGCACAGGGCGGAGGAGGAGGAGAGGGGGGGUGCUGGCGGCCGCGGUGUUACGGACAUAAACAGAACAUGGCGGAAGGAGCCGCCGCCGCUGCGCAGGCUAAGGAGAGGAGAAGGGAGCAGCUCCGGCAAUGGGCCCGCUCUUGCACCAACCAAGAGGCGGCCGAGCCCCGGUGGCAGAGACGCAAGAGGCGGACUGGUGAUGGAAAGGAGGAAGAUGAGGGAGAUCGGGGCUCUGGGGAAGGGGAUGGGCGCACCGUCCGGUUUGAGCGGGCGGCGGAGUUUCUUGCUGCCUGUGCCGGGGGGGAUUUGCUGGAGGCAGAGGAGAUGCUGAGAGGGGAGUCUGGGAAGGAUGUCAUUGACAGCACUAACACUGAUGGGAUCAGCGCCCUGCACCAGGCAUGUAUAGAUGAAAACCUGGAAGUAGUAGAAUUCCUAGUAAACCACGGUGCCAAUGUGAACCAAGCCGAUAAUGAGGGCUGGACGCCUCUACACGUCGCAGCCUCCUGUGGCUACAUGGAAAUAGCCGAGUACCUCUUAAAACAUUCAGCAAACAUUGCUGCUGUGAACAGUGAUGGGGAUGUUCCCCUGGACAUUGCUGAAGAUGACUGUAUGGAGACUCUACUCCGUGCUGAAAUUGCCAAGAGAGGUAUAGAUGUUGAUGCAGCUAAAAGGGAAGAGGAGGAUGUGAUGUUGCAGGACGCACGGCAGUGGCUGAAUGCUGGCAAAGUAGAAGACAUCCGGCACCCAAAGACUGGAGCUACUGCUCUUCAUGUUGCUGCAGCUAAAGGCUAUAUAGAGGUCAUGAGGCUUCUGCUUCAGGCCAAUUUUGACCCAAAUAUGCGAGAUAAGGAUGGCUGGACCCCUCUCCAUGCUGCUGCUCACUGGGGAGUUGAGGAGGCCUGUCGGCUCCUUGUGGAACACUUCUGUGAUAUGAGUGCACUUAAUAACGUGGGCCAGAGGCCUAGUGACGUCGCUGAUGAGGAGAUUGUUAGUCUUUUAGAAGAGCUUCAGAAGAAGCAGGAAGAUUUACGAAGUGAAAAAGAGGCAAAUCUGAAGCGAGCAGUCAUUGACACCAGCAUGGAACAACAGCAUUUAAAUACAAAUAAACACAGGAGAAGUUCUGUGUGUCGAAUGAGCAGCAAAGAAAAAAUAUCUGUGCAGGACCAAUCAAAAGAGAGGAAAACAUUAGGAACUAUAACCGUUGGGGAUGAGGAGAGCUCAUUCAGCUCUGAAGAAGAAUCUGACACAACCAAUGAUCUUAAAAUGAAUGUGCAAGUAAAUGAGAACGGACUAAUAUCACAACCACAGAACAGCACUUUGAGCCCAACUGCCCCUGACCAGAAGUUCACUGGGGCACCCAGCAGCAUCACAGAAAAAUGUCAGCUUUCCCUCUUCAACUUGAGAGCUGGCUUAAGGAAAACUGGCAGCUUCGGGGCUUUACAAGAUGCCAAAAUAGAAGACAGUAGCGUCAAAGAGCCUGGAAUCAAGCGUUCUGCUUCCAGCCCACGUUUGGACACCCAAGGGAGGCCAUCUCUCAGUUCAAACAUUUGGGCAUUAAUGGAGACGUGGAAGAGCAAUGUAGCUGGAGCCGCUGUGAGCAGCAGAACAGCUGCAUUAAGCAUACCGUUCUCCAGUCAGCAGGAAGCAAGCUCAGCAGUGCGGUCUCUGAAAUCAGACAUUUGGGCAUUAAUGGAGAAGUGGAAGAGCAAUGUAGCUGGAGCCGCAGUGAGCAGUGGAACAGCUGCAUUAAGCAUACCGUUCUCCAGUCAGCAGGAAGCAAGCUCAGCAGUGAAUAAGGAGCCAUGUUUGGCUCGUGUUCUGCCAACUCCAAGUAGAAGGAUUUCCAGCCUGUCAGAGGCAGAUCCUCUACAAGAUACUAAGAAAGAAGACAUAGAAGGUGGACUACAGAUGAGACUUGAUAUGGUCCCCACCACACAAUUGCACACAAACACGUCCAGCAUGACUGCCACUUCCUCCACCUCGUCUUCCAACACAAGCUCCAGUCCUGACCCCAAAGAUAAGCGAAGGUCCUAUCAGACGCCAGUCCGUGAUGAAGAAUCAGAGUCUCAGAGAAAAGCUCGGUCUCGACUUAUGAGGCAGUCAAGGCGAUCUACUCAGGGUGUCACGCUCACUGAUCUCAAAGAAGCAGAGAAGACACUGGGGAAGCCUGUGGAUACUGCUCAGUGUACUGAACAAAAAGAUGAUGAACGAGCAGACAAGGAGCAGCCUGUGCAAAACACGGAGCUGGUCAGGAGAUCUCGGUUAGCAUUGAACACUGAAACUAGCUCAUCUGCACCUGUAAAUACUGUGAAUUCUCCAACAAAGAAAGAACUUGAAGCAGUUAGCAGAGAAGAUGGUGAAACAGAAAACACCAACCAUUUGACGACAAGAGACAGACGAUGGCGGAAAGAGCAACGAUCGGCAAACACAGGGGUAGUGGACAAUGAAGACACGCAGACUGUAAACCACAACGACACAUCAGGGCACAGGGUAACAGACAGCGUGAACAGUAUUCUGCCAUACAGAGCUGGGACGUACUCCUUUCCGAGGCACAAAGAGGAACCUGACAAAAACUACAAAAAGUUAUAUGAAGACUUGCUGUCUGAAAAUGAGACACUGAGAGAGCAACUCCAGGAGACAGAAUUAAAACUCACCCAGAUUAAGCUGGAGCUGGAGAGAGUCACGCAGCGACAGGAGCGCCAUGCGGAGAGACCUGCAUUGCUGGAACUAGAGCGAUUUGAAAGAAGAGCAUUAGAGCGAAAAGCUGCUGAACUUGAAGAAGAGUUAAAGGUCCUCUCUGAUCUGAAGGCAGAUAAUCAAAGACUGAAGGAUGAAAAUGCAGCCUUGAUACGAGUCAUAAGCAAACUUUCCAAGUGAACCAGCAGUAAAAUGAGGGUUCUCAUUAAGACACUGCAGAUCUCGACCUGCUUGGGCCAAGAACAGACUUCCAGGUCGGCUUUGCCAAACAUAUGGUCUUCCUGGAUUUGGCAGCUGCUGCAAAGGAACUUGUAUUGGGAACAGAAGUGACGUCUUGUUGGACAUUUGCUGCACACACUGGAGCCAGACUCUCAGACAGCAUCCCAAUCCUUGUACAGCGAGAAAAUCUGACAUCCUAGUUUAAAAAAAAAAAAAAGUUUUAUUCACUUUUUGUAAUGUAUAACUAUAAAUAUAUACUUGUAUGUAUAUCCACAUGUCCCCUGGCAAUGGCAUCAAUUAAAGAUGGUGUUCAAGGACAAAUUGCCACCCAUAGUGUAACUAAACAAA
Pseudophryne corroboree (corroboree frog) is the source of this 3294-nucleotide messenger RNA. RefSeq names its product protein phosphatase 1 regulatory subunit 12C (gene PPP1R12C). Lineage: Eukaryota; Metazoa; Chordata; Amphibia; Anura; Myobatrachidae. The transcript has 24 exons. Gene Ontology annotation, molecular function: phosphatase regulator activity; enzyme inhibitor activity; protein kinase binding. The coding region runs from base 97 to 2907 and encodes 936 amino acids. Gene Ontology annotation, biological process: signal transduction. Gene Ontology annotation, cellular component: cytoplasm. The record is from RefSeq and is a predicted model, not a curated record.